AUUUGCAUAAGAUAUACAUGUCUGCGAUACAUUAUAUAGUUAAGAAUUUGAAGUGAGGGUUAAUAGAAGAGAGAUAUGGAGGAAUAUAGACUUGGAGAGCUGAGACACAUCCUGACGACGGUUUUCCUGUCGGGAUUCGCCGAUUUCUUGCUAAGGCCUGUGAUAACUGACGUUACCGUCGCCGCGGUUUGCGCCGGCCAAAAGGAUUCAUGUUCUCUCGCCGUCUACCUCACCGGAGUACAACAAGUGGCGGUAGGACUCGGGACAAUGUUCAUGAUGCCAGUGAUUGGGAAUUUUGCUGACAGAUAUGGAAUCAAAAUACUACUCACUCUUCCCAUGUGCCUUUCUAUUCUUCCUCCAGCGAUAUUAGGGUAUAGAAGGGAUACCAGUUUUUUCUAUGCAUAUUAUAUAAUCAAGAGUCUAUUCGAUAUGGUCUGCGAAGGUACCGUUGACUGUCUCGCCUAUGCUUAUGUGGCCAAAAAUGUUCAUGGCAGAAAAAGAAUAUCAAUGUUUGGAGUUUUAGCUGGUGUCAGAUCGAUUUCCGGAGUUUGUGCAACAUUCUCAGCUCGUUUCCUACCCAUUGCUUCGACUUUUCAGGUUUCAGCUAUGUCACUAUUCGUUGGCCUAGUGUACAUGAGAAUUUUCCUAAAAGAGAGAUUACACAAUAAUGAUGAUUAUAACUAUGAAGAAGAGGUUGGUCAUGGUGGUGGUAGAAAUGAUCAAGAGGUUCAUGAUGGUGGUAAUCUAAAGAUGUUGGCGGAGCCGAUUCUAAGAGACGCACCAAUUAAGACACAUGUCUUCAACACUAAUUAUUCCUCUCUAAAAGAUAUGGUCAGCUUGAUAAAGAAUAGCACCAUACUCAUUCAAGCAUUGGUUGUUACAUUCUUUGCUACCUUCUCGCAAAGUGGAAUGGGGUCUGCUUUCAUGUAUUUUCUGAAAGCCCGUUUUGGGUUCAACAAAAAUGACUUUGCUGAGCUCUUGCUGUUGGUUAACAUAAUUGGCUCCAUCUCCCAGCUGUUUAUAUUGCCGAUAUUGGUUUCUGCCAUUGGGGAACGUAAGGUGUUAUCAACAGGGCUUCUUAUGGAAUUUUUAAACGCAGCUUGUCUUAGUGUUGCGUGGUCAGCAUGGGUUCCUUAUGCGACGACCCUACUUGUACCCGGAGUCAUGUUCGUGAUGCCAUCUGUUUGUGGUAUUGCCUCAAGACAAGUUGGAUCCAGUGAACAGGGCAAGGUCCAAGGAUGCAUAUCCGGAGUAAAAGCUUUUGCUGGAGUUGUGGCUCCAUUUUUAUUUAGUCCAUUGACAGCGUUGUUUCUCUCCGAAAAUGCACCGUUCUAUUUUCCUGGAUUCAGCCUUCUAUGCGUCGCCUUCUCUUUGAUGAUCGGAUUCCUUCAGAGUCUUCUGAUAAAAGAGCAUCCACCUUUGCUGUUAACCAACAUAACAAUCAACAACCCUUCAGAAGUACAACAAGAGAUAUAUCAUGAAGCAUAUGUAUCUUGAAUGUUGUACAAAUUUGCUUCAAGAGUUCAUUUGCAACAAACAGAGAGCUAGUUGUUAACAAUAACUUAGUUUUCUUACAAAAAUCAUUAUGACAGAUGUUUAUUUUUCUUUGGUACGACUUAAAAAUCAUUUAUUUU
This is a messenger RNA of Camelina sativa (false flax), 1634 nucleotides long. RefSeq lists its product as uncharacterized. The record is from RefSeq and is a predicted model, not a curated record. Gene Ontology annotation, biological process: transmembrane transport. Gene Ontology annotation, molecular function: transmembrane transporter activity. NCBI's taxonomy places the organism in Eukaryota, Viridiplantae, Streptophyta, Magnoliopsida, Brassicales, Brassicaceae.